Molecule: messenger RNA, 541 nt
Organism: Triticum aestivum (bread wheat)
Lineage: Eukaryota; Viridiplantae; Streptophyta; Magnoliopsida; Poales; Poaceae
Exons: 2
Coding region: 45-338 (97 amino acids)
Source: RefSeq, a predicted model, not a curated record
CCCACCAGGCCGCCGAUCGACAUCGGCAAUAUCGAUCUCCGGCGAUGACGCACGGCCAUCACCAUCAUCAUGGCGGCGGCCAUCACCAUCACGGCGGCCACCACCAUCACCACGGUCAUCAUCACCAUCACCACCACGACAGCCAGCAGCCGCCGGCGCUGCCAGGGUUCCCCGUCCCGUACACUUACCUUCCGACGACGGUCGGGGCCCCUCUCCUCGAGCACAGGCCGAAGCCGGACUGCUCCGACUCCGACGCCGACGGCGGACUCUACAACUGCACGCUUGUGGCCUGCCUGAUCCUGGCCGUGGUGUGCAUCCUCGUCUACAUCUUCGGCUGACCCAUCGUUUGGUCCACGGGGGCGUCUGCGUGCAGAUUACUACUAUACCUUUUUUUUUCUGAUGGCAUGCAUGGACGUGCAUGGCACACAGCUACGUAGCUGAAUAGUUGAUAAGGACUUGGGGAGACGUCCCAUCGAGUAUAUUAAAACAUUCUUCAGUGAAGUGUAAAAUUGGUAGCCAUGCGAGAAUGAUCAGCUUGUGG